AUGGCUGAAUAUGAGGUGUCCGUGCAACAGCUCAAUGACCUACUGACAGACGAAUGUGGAUUGUACAUGAUGCCCUCAAAACACUGCAACGAGGUUUACCCACGGAUAUAUGUCGGAAAUGCGUUUGUGGCCACCAGUGUGAUACGCCUGCAACGUCUAGGUGUCACCCAUGUGCUGAAUGCCGCCGAGGGGAACUCGUUCAUGCACGUGAACACCAAUGCAGAGUUCUACGCUGGCACGGGCAUCGUCUACCAUGGGAUGCCCGCCAGUGACACGGACCACUUUGACCUCAGUGUCUACUUUGAGGAAGGAGCUGAUUUCAUUGAGAAAGCACUUGCGUACAAAAAUGGGAAAGGCAAGGUGUACGUGCACUGCAGAGAGGGCUACAGCCGCUCCCCAACUCUGGUCAUCGCAUAUCUCAUGUUGCGGCAGAAACUGGACGUCAGGACAGCCCUGGCCUUGAUUCGACAGAAGCGGGAAAUUGGCCCCAACGACGGCUUCUUACGGCAGCUUUGCCAGCUCAAUGAUAGACUUGUAGCAGAGGGGAAGCUCUAG
Sardina pilchardus (European sardine) is the source of this 555-nucleotide messenger RNA. RefSeq names its product dual specificity protein phosphatase 3-like. The record is from RefSeq and is a predicted model, not a curated record. Gene Ontology annotation, molecular function: MAP kinase phosphatase activity; protein tyrosine/serine/threonine phosphatase activity. Gene Ontology annotation, cellular component: cytoplasm. The transcript is spliced from 3 exons. The coding region runs from base 1 to 555 and encodes 184 amino acids. Gene Ontology annotation, biological process: protein dephosphorylation; negative regulation of MAPK cascade. Lineage: Eukaryota; Metazoa; Chordata; Actinopteri; Clupeiformes; Clupeidae.